UCCCGGUGGAGGCGCACGCGUGUGCGCACCGAAACACUGCCCUCGCCCACCCCUGCUGCCGAGCCUCCCGGGAGCCGACCCCUGGGAGAGACCCUAGGGCGGGACGGGUGCUGUAUCUCCGCGGCCAGAGCGGGCAGCAUGGGGCCCGUGACAGGUGCCCCUUGUCUAGGGCCGUUUCUGGGUGUCUGGGUCGGUCCGCAGGGCGUUAGGAGACGGGGCUCUUGGGCCACCACCCACAGGCAAGCCUUGGAUAUGGGAGCCUUGCGCUGCUGCUCCACCCGGCGACAAGGUCAUUACCGGUGCCUGGUGCCUGGAUCUAGACUCGAGCGGACAUGGGCGCCCUUGCCUCCCCGCGGUUUGUUCGUGGAGCAGCUGUCAGGAGGGAGUAUUUCCUGGGGCCUCUCAAUUGCCCGAAUUCCGUCCCUUCCUUGUUACCCUCUGUACUGUCGAAGGUUGGGUUAAGAAAAAAAAGCUCCGGAAGGUGUAGACCUGGAAUUGUCUUUACCCCAGAAACCUCUGCCCACUUGACAUUUUAUAGUUCCUCCAUCCUAGAGCCACUUAAUGACUCUUGAACCCAGUUAAACAGGUUGGCAGCCACCUAGGGUUUACAAUCUAGCCCCAUGUGGUGCAGAGGAAUCUCAGGGCCCCCUUCCCUUUUUGGGGCAUGCCCAGGCCCCGUGGCUUCCGGGAAUGGCUAAUGACAGAGAGGGAGUAACCUGCGAGGAGUGGUGCAUGUGCGGGUCUCCACUCCCUUCUCCCUUUCUCCCUUUCUCGGACCUACCCAGCUGACAGUGGUGGGGUACGGCAGGAGAGAGAAUUUUCUUACCUGUCUGCUAAAGUUGAAGGGGACCAAUCUAUACCCUCAUCCUGUAAGUUUUAUUCAACGUAUGUUUUCUGUGCCAGGCGGUGUUCUAAGUACUUUACAAAUAUUAACAAAUGUGUAACGACUCCAUGAGGUAGAUUCUUUUAUUAUUCCCCUUUAGAGAUAGGGAAACUGAGGCACUGAGUAGUUAAUAAAUAACACAGCAAAUAAGUGACAGAGAUGGCGUUUGAAUCUAGGCUGUCUUCUCCCUGUGCCAAUGUUCUAAUAACAAUGUAGAGUAGUUCACCCAGCCUGGUCCUGGCAUUGAUUUUGUGUAGUCACAGCUCUCAUGUGCAGCACAUUAGGCAGCCUCUGAAUGCCCAUUUUUCACUUCUCUCUGCAGCGUCCAGCACCUGAGACUUCACAGCGAGGGCAGGGCGGGCAUCCUCCCUGCAGUGCUUGUGGGACACCCGUGGAUUCUCUGUCUUCAGGAGACACAGUCCCCCAUCUGCCCACCCCCUUCCGCUGCCCGUGUCCAACUAUGGGAGACUUAGGAGUCUCUACUAUGCCUGCCUCUCUUACCUGGAAGCAGCUUUGCUCUUACUCAGUAUCCAGGUGACUCCCUCUUCUGGUACCUAAGUUCCCCAUAAGCUUUUGCCACUGAGCCUUAUCAGUAUAGAUUUUGUACCUGAGAACUUCAUGUUUUCAUUCUUUACAGCAGUGGUGCUAAGCUGGGGGCCCUUUAACUGCCAAGGUAAAAUUCAGCAGUGUCUGCAGAUGUGUUUUGAUUGUCAUGUUGGGAGGUGGGUAGUGCUACUGGCAUCUAGUGGGUAGGCGCAGGGUGCUGCUGGACACCCAGCUGUGUACAGGACAGCCCCCCAGCCUCCCACAGCAUAGACUAGUCCCACCCACAUGUUAGCAAUGCUCUACACAGACACCUAUUUGCCUAAUGCUUUCACAUUCUUCCAUCCUUUCACUUAACAACAAUAAACUUACUCUGUGUUUACUGUGUGUCAGGACCUGGGGAAUACAAAAAUGAGUAAGCUUAAGACAGAGAUGUGUUCAACACAGUCAACUUCAGCAGGGCAGACAGAUUUUUAAGUGGAGAGCGAGGACGGACAGGUGCUGUUGUGUGUUUCCUGUGAAGUCCAUGGCGCACUCUCAGCGUGCUCUUUGCAUGGGAGGAGACGGUCCCUUCAGCAUGAGGGGAAUCUUCUGCAGAAGCUCAGCUCCAGCCACGGUGAGCCCGCCAUGGCGACAGAGUCCAGACCCAGAGCAGCCCUGGAAGCCCCGUCCGCAGAUGACCGGCUGGGUCUUCUUGUCAUAAAGGUGGAGGACGGUGAGGCCGGUUGCAGCCGCAGCCCCGCUCCGGGACCCGAGCGAUCCCGCCAGCGCUUCCGCGGCUUCCGCUACCCCGAGGCCGGGGGGCCCCGCGAGGCGCUGGGCCGGCUGCGCCAGCUCUGCCGGCUGUGGCUGCGGCCCGAGACGCACAGCAAGGAGCAGAUGCUGGAGCUGCUGGUGCUGGAGCAGUUCCUGAGCAUCCUGCCCGGGCACCUGCAGGCCCGCGUGCGCGCGCAGCACCCGGAGAGCGGGGACGCGGCGGUGGCCGCGCUGGAGUCCCUGGACAGGCAGCUGCCUGAGCCCAGGCCGCAGGUACCAGGUGGUGACCAGGGGCAGCUGCUGUGUUGCAAGAUGGCCGUGUUGACACCAGCUCAGAGGUCACAAAGUGCCCGGUUCCAGUCAAUGGAGGCUCUGCUCAAACACGAGUGUGUGGGGUCCCAGUCCCCACCAGACAGAGCUCUGCAGGUGCCCGGGCUUGCUGUGGACGGGUGCUGCACAGGACACGCAGUGGUGGCCGCCGGGCUCACCCCAGAGCCCCAGGGGCUGCUGAAAAUGGAAGAUGUGGCUCUGACCGUCUCCCCUGGAUGGACAGAGCUGGCUUCAUCUCAGGUGAACUCGUACAGAGAUGAAAGGCAGGAGGACGGUGGCCCCCCGACCUCCCCGGGUGUUGAAAUACAGACUAAGAUCAGGGACUGGCCUCCUGAUGAGAAGCUUCCAGAAGAGGAGCCUGGGCAGUGCCACCUGGGUGAAGCCGCCGCCCAGAUCCCUGCUGGUGCAGAAGCUGGUGAGCAGCAGGGCAGGUUACACAGAAAGCAGAAAACCACCCCUGGGAGGAGGCGCCACAUUUGCCAUGAAUGUGGGAAGAGCUUUGCUCAGAGUUCAGGCCUGACGAAGCACAGGAGAAUCCACACCGGGGAGAAGCCCUAUGAGUGUGAGGACUGCGGCAAGUCCUUCAUUGGGAGCUCCGCUCUCAUCAUUCAUCAGAGAGUCCACACUGGGGAGAAGCCCUAUGAGUGCGACAAAUGUGGGAAGGCCUUCAGUCAGAGCUCAGACCUCACCAAGCACCAGAGAACUCACACUGGGGAGAAGCCCUACGAGUGUGAUGAGUGUGGGAAGACCUUCAGCCAGAGCUGCAGCCUCCUUGAGCAUCACAGAAUCCACACUGGGGAGAAGCCAUACCAGUGCGACUUUUGUGGCAAAGCGUUUAGGCGGAAUUCCCAUCUCCUGAGACAUCGGCGGAUCCAUAGCGAUAAAAGCGUUCAGGAUGCAGAACACGGGCAGAGCUGGGAGAGUCAGGGCAAGCCGGAGAGCCGCGAGGGGGAUGUUGAGGCUCCCGAGUCUUAUCGAUGUGAUGAGUGUGAGAGGAGUUUCACUAGGAGCAGAAGCCUCCUUGAGCAUCAAAAAGUGCACACCGGGGAGAAGCCCUAUCCGUGUGAUGCAUGUGGAAAAGGCUUCACCCGGACUUCAUACCUUGUUCAACAUCGGAGGAGCCACGUUGGGAAAACUAUUCUGUCUCGGUGACCCGUGUCUUUCGUGCCAAAGUUGAACUGAAGCCACCCUGGAGCCCUCCUGACUACAGAAACUGGGCUGGGGCUGUAUUUCCCACUGCACACCGUCAGCUGUAUGAGGGAAAAUGCAGCGCGUGGCUGAGAUGAAUUAGCGUCUACAUUCUAGCAGGUGACUAAAGAAAAACGUGUUGGAAAGGCGUCUAUGGCAGGGUUGUCUGGAAGAGGCGGGACCUGAAAUGGUUUGCUCUCACCUGCUGGACUUCAAGGGCUUCCAGACUGGCUCACCACCCCCAGCCAUCACUUUACGACAGAUCCUGGGUAGAUGUCUGAUGCGGGGUGUUCUCUGACCCCUUAUUUUCCUGUAUGAACCCCUCACCAGUGAUGGAUUAGUGACGUCUCCCCCUCCACGCCCCCCAUUGUGCCUUGCAUGUAGGUGCUACAAACGUUUAUUAAAUAGACCAGUGCAUUGGCCUUCGUUUCUCAGAAAAUCUGAUGUCUACAUUUCUAGGAAUUUCUUUUGUUGUUUUUUUAACGAUUUUAUUGGGGAAUUGGGG
Molecule: messenger RNA, 4205 nt
Organism: Hipposideros armiger (great roundleaf bat)
Lineage: Eukaryota; Metazoa; Chordata; Mammalia; Chiroptera; Hipposideridae
Product: zinc finger protein with KRAB and SCAN domains 4-like
Exons: 6
Coding region: 2054-3664 (536 amino acids)
Biological process (GO): regulation of transcription by RNA polymerase II
Cellular component (GO): nucleus
Molecular function (GO): DNA-binding transcription activator activity, RNA polymerase II-specific; RNA polymerase II cis-regulatory region sequence-specific DNA binding
Source: RefSeq, a predicted model, not a curated record